CUUUCUUUCAAUCCAUGGUUGCGCCAAUUUCAGCAUAGCGGUAGGAGCCGUGCGCGCCCUUGGGGACAGUUGAGGCGGGUGUUUUCGCGCCGGCGGGUGUUUCAAUACGCUCUGGCGAGUCGCUGUACAUUUCGGGAACCAGCAUGGCAGGCACCCCCAUGCGUUUCAGCACCGUGACUCCUGCCGUGGUCAAGCACGCCAGCACCGCCGUUAAGCCCGCCAGCAGCACGGCGCCCGAUGGCCAAGGCCUGCCCACCCCGGCAGCCGACACCGUGACGGGCGGGCAGUGGCUGCCGACGCCGGUGCACAUCGCAGAGGUCGGCGGGCGCCCUGCCGCCUCCUCCACCGGCCCCAGCCCUUUGGCGCUGGUCAGCAUGGACUUGCUGGAAAGGAUGUAUGGAGCGGCGGGCGCAGCCCACGGCACAGAAGCUCCAUGCGCGCCGGCCAUGCAGCAGGACGGCGCCCGCACCGAGGCGACGGUAGCGAGCGCAGCGCCAGCGCAGCGGGAGGGCAGCAAGGCGACGGCGGCUGCAUGCACCGCCACGCUGCUCGAGGCGGAGGGCAGCUCCAUCACUGUGCUGCAGGCGCCACCCACCAGCAGCCGCACCACGACCUGCAGCGAGAGCGCAUUAUAUAAUAAUUCAGUAAAGGAUCAUUAUGAUCUCAUGAAGAGCUGCCUGCACGUCGGAGGCGGCAGACGCCUUCCGGUACCGGUGGACGUGGACGCCAAGGCUUGUUCCCAUCAGAGUAGAACUAUUCACGUCACAGGCAGCAGCGACGUGUCUGUAGCUGGCGGGCUGCCGCAAGCACCACCCCAUGUCAGCCGCGGCCAGCACCGGAGGGACCUGCUACCCCAUGGGCAGAGCGACGAGAUGCGGGAAUUGCGGGACAAGGACCGACGGCAGGAGGAGGAGUUGGCAGCGGCGUGGCGAGCAGCGGCGGUCAACGCAACCACCCUCGCCGCCCAGCUGCUUGCCGAUCCCGCCGACGGCGAGGAGAGCGUGGCGGCCUGGCUGAGCCGACGGUUCCGCGAGCUGGGCAUCAAGCUGCCCUCCAUCACAGUGGCCUACCAGGGUCUGAGCGUGGAGACGGAUGCAGCGGUGGGCGCCGCCGGGAUACCCUCCAUCUCGCGAUGGGUGGGCCUGGAUGCGCUGCUGUCGGGAGACCUGCUGCGACGAGGCGGCGGCGCCCGCAGCACCGCUCGCCUGCCGAUCAUACGGGGCAUCCAGGGCGUGCUGCGCCCGGGGCGGCUGACGCUGCUGCUGGGGCCGCCGGGCGCGGGGAGGAGCGUGCUGCUGCAGACGCUCGCGGGGCAGCUACGCCCUUCCAGCACCGUGCGGAUUGCAGGCACCAUAACAUACAACGGAUUAGCCGGGUCCGAGUUCGAUUUGCAGCGAACCGCGAGCUACGUCGAUCAGGCGAGCGGGCGUGCGCCAUGCCAGUGCCCAGAGCCGCUGUCGACCUGCUCUGCCCGCCGUGUCGGUUUGCAUUACGACGUGCACCUGCCGCUGCUGACGGUCCGGGAGACGCUGGCCUUUGCCCACGACGCGCUCUGGGCUGCCGGCUGCAAGAACGACCUGGCCGCGGAGUUUGCGCAGGUUCUGAAAGCGGAGGAGGCGGAGGUGGGCGCGCACGUGCUGCCGCGGCAGCUGCAGGACCAGGUGGUGUGGCUGAUGGCCAGCCCCGAGCUGAUGGUGGAGUUCACGCUGCGCAUGCUGGGCCUGGAGGGCUGCGCAGACACCGUGCGGCAUCAGCGGCGGCCAGAAGCGGCGGCUGACCUGCGGCGAGCUGCUGGCUUGGACUCUGCCACCACAUUCUCAGUGGUCAAGUAUCUAGGCGACCUGUCCCGCACCUUGCAAGCCAACACAGUCAUCAGCCUGCUGCAGCCCUCCGGAGACGUGAUGAGCCUGUUCGACGACGUCAUGCUGCUGGCAGAGGGGCGCAUGCUGUACCACGGCCCCGUGGAUGCUGUGACUCCCUUCUUCGCCACCCUGGGCUUUGCCUGCCCGCCCCGCAAGGAGGUGCCCGCCUUUGUGCAGGAGGUGACCUCGGCGGCGGGGCAGCGCCAGCUGGCGCAGCCGCAGCUGCUGGCUCGCGGCCACAAGCAGGCCUGCCUGCUGGCUUCCCUGGAGGAGAUUGAGGUGGCCUUCUGGGGCGGAGAGGCGGGCCCGGGCGCCGACAUGCGGCAGCUGGUGGCGGGCGCCCCGGGGCCAGAGGCUUAUGCCGACAUCCCCAAGACGCUGGUGGUUGAGGCUGACGUGGCGCCCUGGCAGACCUUCUUCCUGCUCUGCGCCCGCCGCCAGUUCAAGCUGCUGGGCCGCGACGCGGAGCUGCUGCAGGGUCGGCUGAUGCAGGUGGUGCUGGCUGGCUUUGUGGUUGGCACGCUCUUCCUGCAGAUCGAAGUCAGCCUGGACAAUGCCUCGAAGUUCUUGGGGGUCAGCUUCACCUCAGUCGCGAUGCUGGCCUUCAUCUCGCUGCCGCUGACGGGCACCGUGUUUGCACACAAGCCGACGUUUAUGAAGCAGCGGGCACUGCGAUUCUUUCCUCCCUCUGCCUAUGGCGCCGCCUUCGUGGCCCAGGAGGUGCCCAUGACGAUCAUAUGCGCCCUCAUCUUCUCGAUAAUGGUUUAUUUCAUCGCUGGCUACACUUACUCAGCCGGAGCUUUCUUCAUGUACACUGCGCUGCUGCUGCUGUCCGGCCUGGUGUUUGGCGCGCUGUUCAUCGUGCUCGCCGCGCUGACACCCACGCUGCAAGUGGCGGGGGGCCUGUGCGGCGUCAUCCUGCUGGUUCUCAUCCUUCUAUCCGGCUUCAGCAUCGUGCGGCAAGACAUCCCGGGGUGGUGGAUAUGGGGGCUGUACUGCAACCCAAUGGCGUAA
Molecule: messenger RNA, 2876 nt
Organism: Chlorella variabilis
Lineage: Eukaryota; Viridiplantae; Chlorophyta; Trebouxiophyceae; Chlorellales; Chlorellaceae
Exons: 22
Coding region: 144-2876 (910 amino acids)
Cellular component (GO): membrane
Molecular function (GO): ABC-type transporter activity; ATP binding; ATP hydrolysis activity
Source: RefSeq, a predicted model, not a curated record